AUGAUUAUGACACGCCAAUCAUCGAUCCGUCAGCUCAUUUUGUCCCUUCUCGUUGUAUCAGUUGGGCUGUCCAAAGGACUCCAUUUGCUUCAGCAUAUCUCCUCUAUUCCCGGACCUACUUUUGCUCUGUACUUUCCAACCUUUCUCAUUCUAGAAACCUUGCUGUGUAUCAGUGCUUGGAUUUUUCUGUUUAAAUGCAAUGGCGUGAAAGCGGUUAUUGGGAUUGUUGUGGCUGCGGCCAUCUCAUCCCUGAGUCUUGUUCUCUGUGCAUCUCAAAUUGCCUUUUACCUAGUCACUGGUAAUGAGAUUCGAUGGGAAGCUGCAGCGGCGACAGGAAGUGACCCCGAGGGUGCUCGACUGCUCUUGUCUGGAACCAAGUCUUUCAUGGGCGCUGCAAGUGUCAUAUUCAUUCUUUCCUGGCUGUUCAAGAAUGGCAUAUAUUGUGCAAUGAACUUUUGGUUCUGCGCAUUAUUUACCAGUCCGUCGACUGAGAAAGGAGACAAGGAGGCUCUUCUGCCAGGCUCUCAAGAUAAGCCUUCAGUCUCAAGUCCCAUUCGACUCUGGACUAUCAUGGCUGUGAUCACAACGGCUACUCUGCGUCUAACUCGCCCCCAAGUACCGUAUAACCAUAUGUCUGGUGCGAUACCGUUUACCCUUUUCCAAGCACUGAGACCAUCCCCUACUAAGGGUCAUGGGGAUCAGGAAUUCCCACUCGCAAGCCUGAUCGGAGAGGAAUAUUGGGAAGGCCCUCAUGGGCACUUCAAAGGCUGGGCUCCGGGAAUGACAGAAGAGAACCACACUGUCGGGCAUUACAAUGCCGUGGAUGAUCCUUUGCGGAUCACCAACCUCGACCAUGACAUGAUUGAGCCUUUGACUCGCGCUCUCAAGGAUCACGAUAUCCCAAUAACGCAUGUUGUUCUUGUGCUGAUGGAAAGUGCUCGGAAAGACAUAUUCCCUUUCAAAGCAGGAUCUCAUUUGCACGAAGAGAUCUUGUCCUCUUGGAACAGCCAAGACCCUCAAGUACUCCAGAGUGUCAAUGAAAGGUUGUCAAAUCUCACGCCAGUCGCCGAAAAGCUAACCGGUCAAUUUGGUGGGUUCAUGAAGUCCCAAAAUGACUCCCAAACUCGUGAAUCUCAGUGGGAAGAUACCGCUGCGUCCGGGAUGGGUGGAAUCAAUAUUGAUGGUAUUCUGACUGGCAGCACUCUGUCUUUCAAGAGUGCUAUCAUGAACUACUGUGGUAUGGGGCCACUACCGGUGGACUUUAUGGAUGAAGUCAAGGCGAAGGCCUAUCAGCCUUGCAUCAUGCAGGUCUUUGACUUGUUUAAUCAACUCAAGCAGAAUGAGACGGCCAAAGAUCAAAAUUUGCACAAACCCCAUGGUCAGCUCGAUUCCAUACAUCUUCGCAAUUGGACGUCUGUGUUCUUGCAGUCCAUAACAGGACUGUAUGAUGAUCAGGAUCAGCUUAAUGAGAAAAUGGGAUUUAAGAAAUCCAUUUAUCGCGAGCAAAUAGAAGAAGAAGACGCCAAACACUUCCAUCCCGGAAUGGAAGAGAUCAACUAUUUCGGAUACCCCGAGCAUGAGAUAUUACCAUAUCUACGCGAUGUGGUCAACAAUACACUUGAGAACAACGAACGACUCUUCCUUUCUCAUUUCACAUCAACGACUCAUCAUCCAUGGGGCACACCCAAAGACUAUCCAACCGAGACAUACUUCUCCGAAGAAGGACUCAUGGCGAAACACGAAGAAAUGAACCAAUAUCUGAACGCCGUCCGAUACGUAGACACCUGGCUCGGAGACAUGAUGAAAGUUCUGGAAGAAUUCGAGAUUGCAAACGAGACACUAGUCGUCUUCGUCGGGGACCAUGGCCAAGCAUUCGACGAAGAUGCCCCAGUAUCUGGCACCUACGAGAACGGCCAUAUCAGCAACUUCCGCAUCCCACUUCUAUUCCGACACCCCCUGCUCCCAAAGCUCCAGAUCACAGCCAAUGCAACCUCGAUGUCCGUCGUGCCCACAAUCCUCGAUCUACUCGUGCAGACAGGCUCCCUGAACAAGAUGGAUUCCAGCACAGCCCUCGACCUCAUGAACGAAUACGAGGGCCAGUCGCUCAUCCGUCCCUACCAGGCUACUCAUAAUGGCCGACAGGCUUGGAAUUUCGGUAUCAUUAACCCUGGAGGAACAAUGCUUAGUGUUGGGUCUGCGGCUGUUCCGUAUCGUUUUGUAUUGCCGCUGAGCCCGGACUUUGAAUACAUCUUCUCUGAUUUGGAUACUGACCCGAAUGAGCUGGCUCCAUUGCGGGGGUGGUCACUAGAGGAGUUGAUUGUUCGUGUGAGGAAAUUGCAUGGAGAUCAUGCUGGGAAUUGGCUUAUAGAUGCGGAGAAGGUGGGCAAGUAUUGGGUGGAAGAGCAAAAGCGACGUUGGGAUUACCAAUGA
Penicillium nucicola is the source of this 2430-nucleotide messenger RNA. RefSeq lists its product as uncharacterized. The record is from RefSeq and is a predicted model, not a curated record. NCBI's taxonomy places the organism in Eukaryota, Fungi, Ascomycota, Eurotiomycetes, Eurotiales, Aspergillaceae. The transcript is spliced from 6 exons. The coding region runs from base 1 to 2430 and encodes 809 amino acids.